GCAUGGAGCUAAGGGAGAUGGGCACUGAAGACAUGAGGCAAAGGAGAUCACAGGAGCAAGAAAAAGAAGAACCGCCACGACAAGUACUCAGUGGUGAGGACGGAAAGAUCUGGGGCACGAUGCUGCAAGGAAAGGUUGGAAUAGAAAGGUUUGCUGAAAAUGACCAGGAUUCCAAGGGGGUCCAACAGAAGAGCCAAAAUCUAGGCAUUCUAGGAGGAAAGUUCAAAGGAAUUCAACAGAACAAGAUGCUCAAAGAGCAUGUCAGACAAGGAAUGUCUUUUUACAGUCAUUACGUUGCCACCAGUACUGAACAGGCGUUCUACUGCAGCGCUUGAAGGCAUGCCUGUGUUGUGCUGCAAAAAACACCGCAGCACACGUGGAAAGCCAUGGAGUGAUGACACUUCCCUGCUGGGAGACCUCAGGGGAGGCCAAACACCUGGACAGCACUGCUGCCCUCAUCCAAUGGAAGAUAACAAUGGAGAAGGUAAAGUUGAAAAUGCUGAAGCAGGUGCAUACACAACUCAGUGAGCUGCUGGACAAGGCCUUGGAAGAAGCAACAAGCUCCAUCCCUCAGCAUUUGAGGAAGGGCUUGACAGAGAAGGAAAGCAGAAAGAAGGGCCCACUACAGGAGAAGCAGAAGGUGUUUGUGGACCGUAAAUCCUUGCUUGAUGAGCUGCUGGAAAUAGAGCACUUCCAUACCAUCUACCACAUGUUUGUGGCCAUGCUCUGUGUCUUCGUUCUCAGCACAGUCAUUGUGGAUUUCAUUGAUGAAGGACGCCUUGUCCUGGAUUUCAAGCUCUUCAUUUUUGCUUUGGGGCAGCUGCCAGUGGCCCUGUUUGCCUGGCUCUGCAUGUUCCUGUACACCUUACUGGUGCCCUACAAGGUCCUGCAGAUGUGGGCCUGCUACUUGAGGACCGUCCGGUUCCCCAACGUCUUCACGGUCGCUGUAGCUGUAGUGUUGCUGGUCUGCCAUGCUGCUGCUCUGGGCUUCUACCCCGUGUAUACUAUCGUCAGCUACCGUUUGGGGCCUGCCUCCCGUUUAAUUGUCAUACUCGAGCAGAUCCGGUUCCUAAUGAAAAGCCACGCGUUUCUGCGGGAAUCUGUGCCUCCCAUUCUCCAUGCCAGAUCACAGGAUGGAAAGGGACACGUGCCUAAAUUCUCAACUUACCUGUAUUUUCUCUUCUGUCCCACUUUGAUCUACAGGGAGAGCUACCCAAGAACACCUUAUGUGCGCUGGAGAUAUGUCAUCAAGAACUUUGCUGAGUUUCUUGGUUGCGUGUUUUAUAUGUACUUCAUCUUCGAGCGCCUCUGCAUCCCUGUCUUCACCAACACGAGCAAGCAGCCUUUCAGAACCCUGGUGCUCUCCAUCUUCAAUGCAACGUUACCAGGGAUCCUUUUGCUGCUCCUGUCCUUUUUUGCCUUCCAGCACUGCUGGCUAAAUGCCUUUGCUGAGAUACUGCGCUUUGCUGACCGCACCUUCUACAAGGACUGGUGGAAUUCCACAUCAUUCUCUACAUACUACCGGACGUGGAACGUGGUUGUGCAUGACUGGCUCUACUACUAUGUCUAUCAGGACCUCCUGUGGCUGCUUAGAGGAAAGGCCCGGGCUGUGGCAAUGCUGACUACCUUCAUCGUUUCGGCUGUCGUCCACGAAUACGCUAUCACCUUCUGCUUGGGCUUCUUCUACCCUGUUAUGUUCACCCUCUUUGCCGUCUUUGGAGCUUGCGUGGAAAUCCUGACUCCGUCUUCAGCCGAUCGGCAUGCCUUCUUAUCUCAGGGAUUUCCUGAUCAAUUCCAGCCGCCGACAGCUCAACGAAGUCUUGUGGAAAAUCUGAUCGGUUCUCCUAUACCUUGGAGAACAUUUAAGCCAGUCCAAGAUUCCUCUUGGCUGGCUUUUAACCUGAAAAAAGCUUCCUCUGAGGCAGAGCUCCCUCAGAGACAACCACCAGCCAGCACUCCUUCCGGGAAGUCCCUAUUUUCUUACCUUUUCAACAUCCUAGUAUAGUGCAAGAUUUAGGAAUGAAGACUGGGAGAAGGGCCAUUGCUCAGUGGAGGAGCAUCUGCUUUGCAUGCAGGAAGUCCCAGG
This is a messenger RNA of Rhineura floridana, 2086 nucleotides long. RefSeq names its product sterol O-acyltransferase 2 (gene SOAT2). NCBI's taxonomy places the organism in Eukaryota, Metazoa, Chordata, Lepidosauria, Squamata, Rhineuridae. The transcript has 16 exons. Gene Ontology annotation, biological process: cholesterol efflux; cholesterol metabolic process. The record is from RefSeq and is a predicted model, not a curated record. Gene Ontology annotation, cellular component: endoplasmic reticulum membrane. Gene Ontology annotation, molecular function: fatty-acyl-CoA binding; cholesterol binding; cholesterol O-acyltransferase activity. The coding region runs from base 395 to 2005 and encodes 536 amino acids.